GGGGACGAGUGGAGCGACGGCGGCGUGCCUCUGGGCUUCCGGGUGAAGGCGUGCUCCCGCGAGUCGGCGGGGCAGAAGGCGGCUAGCGUGCUGGAGGCCGACCUCCGCUCCCACUGGUCCACCGCCACCAACACCAAGGAGUGGAUCCUCCUCGAGCUCAACGAGCCGUGCCUCGUCUCCCACAUCCGCGUCUACAACAAGUCCGUCCUCGAAUGGGAGGUCACCGCCGGGCUGCGCUUCAAGCCCGAGGCCUUCGUCAAGGUCCGCCCGCGCGGCGAAGCUCCCAAGCGCGACAUGGUCUACCCGGCCAACCACACCCCUUGCCGCUACGUCCGCAUCUCUUGCCUGCGCGGCAGCCCCAUUGCCAUCUACUUCAUCCAGCUCACCGGAAUCCCCGUGCCUGGCCUGGAACCUGAAUUCCAACCUCUUGUCAACUACCUGUCACCACUAAUCUCUUCGUCUCAGAAACAAUCUCAUACUUCCCACAAUAUGCAUCUCCAGUUACUCAAAGACAUUGCAAGCAGGCUGCCGCCCUUUCUUCCCCAGAUUGAGGCUGACCUUAAUAGCUUCGCAGACACCCCAGAGAGCAGUGUUCGUUUUUUGGCUCUGCUUGCUGGCCCAUUUUACCCAAUCCUUCAACUUAUAAAUGAAAGGGAUGCUACAAAAACAUUGAUUAGCUCAGGUGAUUCAGAUAUCCUAAAGACUAGCCUGGCUUCUACUCCAGCCAUUUCCUCAAACUUCGAGGCACAACCUAGGAGAUCACGGAGUCCAUCUUCUGUUCAGUCUGCUUCAUGUAUGCUGGCAUUUCGAUCUGAAACUGCUAUACUGCUCUUAAGGAAAGCACACAAAGACAAAACCCUUGGAAUUGUUUGCCACCGAGCAUCAAGGGUGCUGCAAAAACUUUUGGAGCCUGAACCGUUCAUUGAUGAGCCGAUACCUAAUGGUAGCAUACUUUCAAGUCAAGUCAAUGAUGAAAUUCCUAAAAGUGAUGCUUCUAGCCUAUUAUUUUGUACAAACUACGCAAGUUUGUUUGGAGAAGAAUUUUCUUUAUCAGAAGACCACUUCGAUGUCUCUUUUCUGAAUAUUUUGGAUAUUUCUGCUGUUGAAGAAGGCAUUCUUCACUUACUUUAUGCAGCCGCAUCACAGCCUCAGCUAGGUUGCAAGCUUGCUGAAGUUACUUCAGACAUGUGGUCCGUCUUGCCACUUGUUCAAGCUCUUCUUCCAGCUCUUCGUCCUCCAUUCAGUUAUGGCCCUACCGAACAUAUUGAUGAUUGUUUUAGCCAAUGGAACCAUCCAGAUGUUCAUAGUGCUCUUUCCCUGAUUGUGACAAUGUCAGUAUCAACAUCAGCUUUUCAUCCUCUUCUCAGAGGCUGUGCUGGUUAUCUUUCAUCAUGCAUGUCAUCACAUGCAAAAGCAGCAUGUGUUUUGCUUGAUUUGUGCAGGGGACCAUUAUCACCUUGGGUGCCCAUGAUCACAACAAAGGUAGAUCUUGCAGUUGAACUUCUGGAAGAUCUCUUAGAUGUUAUCCAGGGAGUUGGGCAAUCUCUUGCCCGUUCUCGUGCAGCCCUGAAGUAUGUUGUAUUGGCAUUAUCUGGGAAUAUGGAUGAUGUUCUCACAGAAUACAGAGAAUUUAAGCAUAAAUUACUUUUCAUUCUGGAGAUGAUAGAUCCUUAUAUUGAUCAUGCUAUGAGUGUCAUGAAAGACACACUAUCAUUUGGUGGUGUCUCUGCUGCCUACCUGGAUAAACAGGAAAAAUCUUGCAAUAUUGCCUUAAACAUUAUUCGUACAGCUGCAAAGAGUCCUGCUGUACUCCCAUCUUUGGAACUUGAAUGGCGGCGAGGUGAUGUUGCCCCAAGUGUACUUCUUUCUAUCUUGGAUCCUCAUAUGCCACUCCCACCGGACGUUGACCUCUGCAAAAGUUCAAUGUCUGAGGUUGAUCAAGCAGCUUUGACUGUGUCAAAUUCUCCAGCAACACAUUCCUGCAACCCUGAAGAUGUUGAAGGGCGAGAUGCAUCUGACACCGUGAGGGUAGAAUGUUUUGAGCAGUGCAAUUCCUUAUUUGCUCCGGAAGAACUGAAGCAAUCUGAGUUGAGAAAUACUUUGCGACAAGGCCAUAAUAAAGUAACUACAAUUUUGGACCAGAACAUUCCUGAGGGCAGAAAAAACAAUACAAAAUUACCUCCUUGCCUUUUGCAGCUGGAUAAUACUGUUGCUUCUGAUUACAAUGAUGUCCAGGCUGAUUAUCUACAACUGUUGAACCACAAGGAGUGUGAAUUAAGAGCUCUAGAAUUUCGCCGCUUAGCACAGAAUCUGUGCAUGCAACAAGAACCAACAAUUGAGGGGCAUAAUGCCGGAAUUGAUGCUUUGAUAUUAGCUGCAGAAUGCUAUGUUAAUCCAUUCUUUCUCCUUGAUUUAAGGCUUAAUUCAGAGCCUCUGGAUCGAAUUGAACUUGCUCAUUCAGAGUUGAGACAAGGGAAUGCUUCCUUUGACUUGAAAGGUUUGCGUGUGAAAGAUUUAGAUAUAGUAGCAGCCAACAGUUUGGAGAACAAACGGGAUAGAGCCGUCCUAGAUCUACUCCUGCAAGCUGCAAGAUUUGACUCUGAAUACCAGAAAAAGAUACCCGAUGGGGAAAUUUAUCCAAAUGAUGCUGAAGAUGACAACCAUGCUAUAGAAAUUUCACCAGAAGCUACAUACAUUGUUGAUGCUGUAACUUUGGUCAGGAAGAACCAAGCUCUGCUUUGUCACUUUAUUAUGAAGCAAUUUCAAAGGAAGGGGCACUCAUCUAAUGAAAUUCUUCUUGAUAGCUUGUUGUUCUUGUUGCACUCAGCAACUGAUCUAUUUUGUCCACCAGAUAAUGUGAUUGAUAUCAUAUUGAAAUCUGCUGAAAACCUCAACAGACAGCUUACGUGUCUUUACAGUUCUGUUAAUGCAGGGGAUAAAAAAUUGGAUAAGGUAAAAUUGCAUGGUCUACAGAGACGUUGGGCACUUCUCCAGAAGCUGGUUCUGGCUUCAUCUGGUAGUGAUAAUACUAGAGAACUCGUCAGCAUUAGAAAAGAUGGUUUUCGUUUUAGAAGCUUGGUUCCUCCAUCAGCAUGGAUGCAUAAGAUAUCAGAAUUCUCCAAGUUGUCUAGCCCACUUGCUCGGUUUCUUGGAUGGAUGGCAGUGUCACGUUAUGCCAAGGAAUAUUUAAAUGGAAAACUGUUUCUUGCUUCUGAUUUCUCACAGCUUACAUCUUUGCUGUCAAUUUUCACUGAUGAGCUUUGUUUGAUGGAUGGAGUUGCAACUCAGAAGGUCAAGUCUGCUAACAUUGAGCAAUCUGAUUGCAACAAAUACUUGCUUCUUAAGCAGGAAACUUCAUUUUCAGAUCAACCAAGCGCGAACAAACUGUUUCAGAUCUUACUUCCUGAACUGCAUUUCUUCUUUCCAAGCAUGAGCAGGUUAUUCCACACAUUUGGAGAGAGCAUUUUGGAAGCUGUAGGGCUGCAGUUAAAAUGUCUCCCCAAAAGCGCAGUACAAGAUAUUCUUUGUUGGUUUUCUGAGAUGUGCUUGUGGCCUUACCUUGAAAGCAUUAAGGAGCAUCUCAUACUUGCUAACGAAGUUAGUUGUUUGAGAGGAAAUAUUGCUGCUAAUGUUAAGGCUGUUGUUUUCUAUCUACUUGAGUCAGUUGUUGCUGAGCACUUGGAGGCUAUUGUUCCUGAAAUGCCAAGGGUAGUGCACAUUCUUGUUUCACUUUGUAGAGCUUCUUAUACUGAUGUAGCCUUCCUUGACUCUGUGCUGUGUCUGAUGAAGCCACUCAUAUAUUACUUCUUAAGGAAGGGAACUGGUGAUGAAAAGGUGAUGGGCCAGAUAACUGACUGCAGUGAUUUUGAGUUGAUUUGUUUUGAAGAACUGUUUGAAAUUAUCCGGUGUUGUAAACAUUCAGAGGAUGCAGCUGGUGAUAAGAUUCAGGUUCCGUUGCUGAUCUUUAUUCUGGGGUCUCUGAUUCCUGAUCUGUCCUUUAAGAGGAGGAUUGAGAUAUUGGGCUCCUUGUUAGAAUUGGUAGACUGUAUCAGCUCAGACCCGCCAUCACUUUUGUGUAGUUAUCUUCAAGGCUUCCAUACACUUAUUGAUGGUUGUGUAACUAUACUAGUUCAGAAUAUUGAGUUACUUGGUAUCAGCAUCCUUUCUAUGAGAAACAAGUCUGGAGGUUCUGCACACUCCUUAAGUGGGGAUGCCAUGAUGCAACUUGAGAAGAAUGUGCAAGAUAGUGCAGAGCAGGUGCUAGUGACGUCUGCAGACGAUGCAGAAAACUCUAAGGGUGUUGAUGCUCCACCUGCUGGUUGCAUCAUAGACUUUUGUGAUGCCCUGGAGAAACUCAUUUCACACCUUAUCCCAUCCAUCGAAGGUAGUUGGAAAUGUCACCACCAGUUGGCCUGUAGGCUGUCUUUAUCGCUUGCAAAAUGUUUGCUCUAUGCGAAAUGCCUAAGAUCUGUUACUCAAGGAAAUGCAAUUUCUAGUAGCACCAGACAAGAGGUGGAGAUUGCACAAAAACACUGGGAGAGUGCUCUUGAAGGUCUUGCAGAAAUCAUUUUAGAAAAUCAGGAAAAGCAGUGCUGGCAGGUGGCAUCCACUAUGCUUGACUAUAUGAUUAAAUUGCCUAAUGUUCUUGCUUGGGGUACUGUUCUUAGUGCCACAUGUUCUGCAAUCGAGCACCUUUGCUCUCAUGCACCUAGGAUAUCUUGGAGACUACAGACAGAGAAGUGGUUAUCUCUAUUGGUUUCGGAUGGAAUUGAAGACCUCAAGAAUAGUGAAACCUCAUUGAUUAAUCUCUUCUGUACAAUGUUGAGUCACGCUGAACCAGAACAACGCUCUAUUGCAUUGCAGCAACUUGGGAGGAUUACUAACUUGGCGAGUACUGCUGAAGUCACUUUGCAAUAUCCUUCUUUUGAUCAACAUAUGCUUGCAUCUGGUUCAACAGUGACAUCCCAUCUGGUUACUCAUACAUGGAAUAGGAUAACAGCAUUGGCUCUCUAUGACUCUUCAAUGAUUUUAAGGAAGCAUGCGAUGGCUUUGCUUACUGAAUAUGUUCCAUUUGUUGAUAGAGAUCAUCUGCGGUCAUUUUUUGCAUCAAGUAACAGCAUCCUGAAUGGUGUGGGGCAGCUUUCCUAUGUAAUAGAAGAGGGUUAUUUGACACGAAUGUCCUUGCUGUUGCUUUCGAAGGCAUGUGUUUAUUCUUCUUCUGAAGAUAUCGCUUUAAUACCUGAUUGUGUUUGGAGGAAAUUGGAAAACAUGCAAGCAGCAGUAACUGGAGGUUUUGGUGACGUCGAGAAAGAUCUCUGCCAAGCUCUAUGUCAGCUAAGAAAUGAAUCUGAUGCUAAAAUGGUUGUAAAAGAACUUCUCGUAGGAUCUACUACAAAACCAGUCAAUACUGAUUAUAAGGGCAUCCGUGAAUCAAUUCUUCAGGUUUUGUCCUCUUUGAGUUCUGUUGAGUCAUACUUUGAGUUCUUCUCAAUCAGCUCUGAUCAGGAAUAUCAGGAACUUGAAGAAGCUGAGAUUGAGUUGGAGCUUAUUGAAAAGGAGAAAUCAGUUCCAAAAUUUGUUGGAUAUCCCCAGGAUAUUGUGGUUCCUGAUGUAUCAUCCUAUUAUAAGGAUGGUAGUGAAGUUAAUAAACGGCUUCAGCAGAUCCGUGCAGAUAUACAGUCCCUGGAACGAUCCAGGCUCAGAGACGAAAUUAUAGCACGCCGGCAGAAGAAGCUACUUAUCAGACGAACUCGUGAAAAGUACUUGGAAGAGACAAGCUCUAGGGAAAUGGAGCUUAUGCAAGCGCUUGAUAGGGAAAGAACUAUUGAGAUGGAGCGUGACAUUGAAAGGCAGCGACAGCUGGAUCUUGAGCGUGCUAAGUCUAGAGAACUCCAAUAUAACCUCGAGAUGGAAAGAGAGAAACAAACUCAGAGAGAGCUUCAACGAGAGUUGGAGCAAGUUGAGCUAGGGCGUUCAUCAAGACGGGAGUUCUCGGCCAACCCCAACAGUCGGACCAGGGAAAGAUACCGUGAAAGGGACAACGUUAGAAGUCCACAGCAUGAUGGAAGCCGCAGCCAAGGCCAUGAGGGUCAACCGACAGUCGUGGUGGGCGCAUCAAGACCAUCGUUUCCUACAAUACUGCAAUCUCGCGACCGUGGAAGCGAUGGCUACGAGGACAAUGCAGAGGGAAGUAGAGAUUCCGGUGGUGAUACUAGCAGCAUGGGAGAUCCAGAAUUUGAUGGGCCAGGGUCAGGCAUGAGGCAUGGGACACGAUCUGGCAGCAGCAGGUCAUCAAGGCCUGUUGUAGAGCGGAGAGAGCGAGACGGUAGACGAGAAGGCAAAUGGGAGCGGAAGCAGUAGAGGAAGUCUAGGAAGGCGAGCGAAGAAGAUGGUAGCCAAACACCGAGAAGGCUAUUGGUGGUAAUCAGUAGUCCUCUUGUAAAGGGUGAAUCAUGUAAGGCUUCUUGCUCCACCAACUGGCAUCGAGCGUGCUGUGCAUGUUGGAUCCUCCUGUAUGAAUAUAUGAACCAAAUGGGACUGGAAGCAGUGGAAGAACUCAGGAAGGCGGGCCGAAGGAGAUGGUAGCCAUGGAGGCAAGCAUGGAGAAGGCUACUCGUGGUCGUCGGUUAGUCCUCUGGUAAAGGGUGAAUUAUGUGUAAAAGGCAUCUUGCUCCAUCAACUGGCAUCUGUACUGUAACCAAAUCGAGUGUGCUGUGCAUAUUGCAGAGCUGUGCAUGUAAAUUUGCCCUGGAACAUAGUAGCAUCAGUGUACAAGGUGGACAAAUCGGAAAUAGGGAGAUUGUGGGCUGAUUGAUUGCACCACACCAGACUGACAGCAACACACAACAAACUCAUUGCUGUUCUGGGGAAAGGAAUGAAUACAUCACUAUCAUUUGGUACUCCAUAAAUGUUUUGAACAAAUAAUAUACUAUGUAGCUAUCCAGCUUGAUUACAAUCGCAGACAUGCAUAUAUAGUGUUUGGAUAA
This is a messenger RNA of Lolium rigidum, 6986 nucleotides long. RefSeq lists its product as uncharacterized. The transcript has 23 exons. Lineage: Eukaryota; Viridiplantae; Streptophyta; Magnoliopsida; Poales; Poaceae. The record is from RefSeq and is a predicted model, not a curated record. The annotation marks the transcript as partial.